Haliotis rufescens (red abalone) is the source of this 2322-nucleotide messenger RNA. RefSeq names its product extracellular matrix protein A-like. Bases 1 to 2322 code for a protein of 773 amino acids. NCBI's taxonomy places the organism in Eukaryota, Metazoa, Mollusca, Gastropoda, Lepetellida, Haliotidae. The transcript has 2 exons. The record is from RefSeq and is a predicted model, not a curated record.
AUGCAUGUCGACACAAGUGUCAUUGUGCAUAACAACACAUGUACCAGUGUGCAUGACGACACAUGUACCACUCUGCAUAACAACACAUGUACAAAUGUCAAGAACGACACAUGUACCAGUGUCCACAACGACACAUUUACCAGUGUCCACAACGACACAUAUAUCAAUGUGCAUGGCGACACAUGUACCAGUGUGCAUGACGACACAUGUACCACUGUGCAUGACGACACAUGUACAAGUGUGCAUGACGACACAUGUACCAGUCUGCAUAACAACACAUAUACCAAUCUCAAGAACGACACAUGUAUCAAUGUGCAUGGCGAUAUAUGUACUAGUGUGAACGACAACACAUGUACCAAUGUGCAUGACGACACAUGUACCAGUGUGCAUGACGACACAUGUACCAGUGUCAACAACGACACAUGUGUCAAUGUCCACAACGACACAUGUGCCAGUGUCAACAACGACAAAUGUACCAGUGUCCACAACGACACAUAUAUCAAUGUGCAUGGCGACACAUGUACCACUCUGCAUAACAACACAUGUACCAAUGUCAAGAACAACACAUGUACCAGUGUCCACAACGACACAUGUAUCAGUGUGCACAACGACACAUGUACCAGUGUCCACCACGACACAUAUAUCAAUGUGCAUGGCGACACAUGUACCACUCUGCAUAACAACACAUGUACCAAUGUCAAGAACGACACAUCUAACAGUGUCCACAACGACACAUGUACCAGUGUCCACAACGACACAUGUGUCAGUGUCCACAACGGCACAUUUACCAGUGUCCACAACGACACAUGUGUCAGUGUCCACAAGAACACAUGUGUCAGUGUCCACAACAACACAUGUACCAGUGUCCACAACGACACAUGUGUCAGUGUCCACAACGGCACAUUUACCAGUGUCCACAACGACACAUGUAUCAGUGUCCACAACGACAUAUGUACCAAUAUGAAUGACGACACAUGUACAAGUGUCUACAACGACACAUGUACCAAUGUGCAUGACGACACAUGUACCAGUGUGCAUGACGACACAUGUACCAGUGUGCAUAACAACACAUGUAACAGUGUCCACAACGACACAUGUACCAGUGUCCACAACGACACAUGUACCAGUGUCCACAACGACACAUAUGUCAGUGUCCACAACGACACAUGUACCAGUGUCAACAACGACACAUGUAUCAGUGUCCACAACGACAUAUGUACCAAUGUGAAUGACGACACAUGUACAAGUGUCUACAACGACACAUGUACCAAUGUGCAUGACGACACAUGUACCAGUGUGCAUGACGACACAUGUACCAUUGUGCAUAACAACACAUGUGCCAGUGUCCACAACGACAUAUGUACCAGUCUCCAUGACGACACAUGUUCGGGUGUGCGUGACGACACAUGUAUCAGUGUGCGUGACGACAUAUGUACCAGUGUGCAUGACGACACAUGUACCAGUGUCCACAACGACACAUGUAUCAGUGUCCACAACGACACAUGUACCAGUCCGCCUGACGUAACAUGUAUCAUUGUCCACAACGACACAUGUACCAAUGUGCAUGACGACACAUGUACCAGUGUAGAUAACAACAUAUGUACCAGUGUGUAUGACGUCAUGUUCAACAGUGUGCAGUACGACAUAUAUACCAGUGUGUAUGACGUCAUGUUCAACAGUGUGCAGUACGACAUAUGUACCAGUGUGUAUGACGUCAUGUUCAACAGUGUGCAGUACGACAUAUGUACCAGUGUGUAUGACGUCAUGUUCAACAGUGUGCAGAACAACAUAUGUACCAGUGUGUAUGACGUCAUGUUCAACAGUGUGCAGUACGACAUAUGUACCAGUGUGUAUGACGUCAUGUUCAACAGUGUGCAGAACGACAUAUGUACCAGUGUGUAUGACGUCAUGUUCAACAGUGUGCAGUACGACAUAUGUACCAGUGUGUAUGACGUCAUGUUCAACAGUGUGCAGUACGACAUAUGUACCAGUGUGUAUGACGUCAUGUUCAACAGUGUGCAGAACAACAUAUGUACCAGUGUGUAUAAUGUCAUGUUCAACAGUGUGCAGUACGACAUAUGUACCAGUGUGUAUGACGUCAUGUUCAACAGUGUGCAGUACGACAUAUGUACCAGUGUGUAUGACGUCAUGUUCAACAGUGUGCAGUACGACAUAUGUACCAGUGUGUAUGACGUCAUGUUCAACAGUGUGCAGUGCGACAUAUGUGUUGCUUGCUUGUCUGUUUGUUUGUCGAUUAACGCCGCCCUCAGCACCAGAUAUGUCGUGUGCAGUGCUAUACACGUACCUGUGUGCAGUAAGUGA